Messenger RNA from Mugil cephalus (flathead mullet), 5606 nucleotides. RefSeq names its product DEP domain containing 5, GATOR1 subcomplex subunit (gene depdc5). Bases 271 to 5049 code for a protein of 1592 amino acids. Gene Ontology annotation, biological process: intracellular signal transduction; negative regulation of TORC1 signaling; positive regulation of autophagy. The record is from RefSeq and is a predicted model, not a curated record. Gene Ontology annotation, cellular component: lysosomal membrane; GATOR1 complex. Gene Ontology annotation, molecular function: GTPase activator activity. Lineage: Eukaryota; Metazoa; Chordata; Actinopteri; Mugiliformes; Mugilidae. The transcript is spliced from 43 exons.
UGGAGGAAGUGCAACUAAAGUGUGUAACUUAGCUAGGAAAAAGCUCCAUACGUUAACCUCCAAAGAGUCGUCCUGAAUUAUUUUAGUUAUAUGGGUGCAUUUUCAUUGCAAGCAGUUCUUGUAGCGUUGCUGCUAGAGCCGGUUAACUUAGCCGACGCGUUAACUGUUUCAAAUUAGCCACAUGCUAAGCUAGCAAAUGUCAACAAUUCAGUGCAGCGUAAGCUGCUAGGAGUUUGGGUGUUUGUGGAGAAACGCUUAAGGAAGCUCAGCAUGAAGACCAACAAGUCAUACAAGCUAGUGCUGCACAAGAAAGGGUUUGGUGGGAGCGAUGACGAGUUGGUUGUCAACUCAAAAGUUUUCCCUCAAGUCAGCUUAGGGGAUAUAAUUGAGAUUGCACAUCCAACAGAUGAAUACAGUCCUCUCCUACUACAAGUGAAGAGUCUGAAAGAGGAUCUGCAGAAAGAGACAAUCAGUGUGGACCAGACUGUAGCACAAGCCUUCAAGCUCCGUGCAUACCAAGAUGUUAUUGUUAACAUUGUUGACCCUAAGGAUGUAACACUGGACCUGGUGGAGCUGACAUUCAAGGACCAGUACAUCGGCAGAGGAGAUAUGUGGAGACUAAAGAAGAGUCUGGUGAGCACAUGUGCUUAUGUGACCCAGAAGGUGGAGUUUGCAGGAAUACGAGCUCAAGCUAGUGAACUCUGGGUAAAAGGAGAGAAAGUGACCUGUGGGUACAUCAGUGAAGAGACCAGGGUGGUGUUCAGAUCCACAUCUGCAAUGGUGUACAUCUUCAUCCAGAUGAGCUGUGAGAUGUGGGACUUUGACAUCUAUGGUGAUCUCUACUUUGAGAAGGCUGUAAAUGGUUUCCUGUCUGACCUUUUUGCUAAGUGGAAGGAAAAGAACUGCAGUCACGAGGUGACAGUUGUACUUUUUUCACGUACAUUCUACAAUGCUAAAAACAUAGAGGAAUUUCCAGAGAUUCUGAGAGGAUCCAUCAGACAGGAUCAUGAGGGACGCUACUAUGAAGAUUUCUACAGGGUGGUGGCUCAAAAUGAGAGACGGGAUGAGUGGACAUCAUUACUAGUCACCAUCAAAAAGCUGUUCAUCCAGUAUCCUGUCCUGGUGCGCCUGAAAGAAGCAGAUGGCUUUCCUGUGGGGUAUAACUCCACUGCAGCUCAAGGAAACUACCUAGAGGCCAUUAACCUUUCCUUCAAUGUGUUUGACAAGCACUAUAUCAACCGUAACUUUGACCGCACUGGUCAGAUGUCAGUGGUCAUUACACCUGGGGUGGGAGUGUUCGAAGUAGAUCGGCUUCUUAUGAUUCUCACCAAGCAGCGUAUGAUUGACAAUGGUAUUGGAGUAGACUUGGUGUGUAUGGGGGAGCAGCCACUGCACGCAGUACCCUUAUUUAAGCUGCAUAACAGGACAACGCCCGGAGACUCUCGAGUGGGAGAUGACUAUAACCUGCCUCACUGGAUCAACCAUAGCUUCUACACCUCCAAAAGUCAGAACUCUUGUAGCUCCUUUACCCCUCGAAUCAAACUGGCAGGCCGUAAGCUUCAUGCUGAAAAAUUCAAGAGCAGCAAAGACCACACUCUCUGUUCGCUGAAGGACUCAGACAACAGCCUGCCUAUACAGGUGGACUAUGAUGCCUAUGAUGCUCAAGUCUUCCGACUUCCAGGUCCUUCAAGAAUUCAGAGGAGCACCAACUUCAGGAUGGGUCGAGACAAAGAGACGAGCGGGAGGAAAAGUUGGGGCUCAGUGGACGUCAGCACAGGCAUAGGUGCUUCUCCUCCUAUUCGAUCUGGAGGUCCUGAUGAACAGCGUAGCUUGGCCUCUGAUGACAGCCUUGGCCCUGUAUCCAACAUGCUGCUAAUACCCCGGGUGCCUCCUGCUCAGUAUGAAGUCAGUAGUUCUUUGGGAUACACCAGCACCAGAGAGUUACUAGAGAAGAUGAUGGACUCUCAGCGGGACUCCAGCGCCCCAGGCAGGUUCACGGUGGGGAGUGCUGAGUCCACCCUGCAUAUACGUCCAGGAGGUUACACCCCUCAGAGAGCACUCAUAAACCCCUUCACCCCAUCCAGGAUGCCUAUGAAGCUCACCUCAAACCGCCGGCGGUGGAUGCACACGUUCCCUGUUGGUCCUUCUGGAGAGGCAAUCCAGAUCCACCACCAGACCAGACAGAACAUGGCUGAACUACAAGGCAGCCAGCAGAGAGAUCCUGCCCACACAUCUGCAGAGCUGCUGGAGCUGGCAUAUCACGAGGCCACUGGAAGGCGAACAACCUCUAGGCAAGCAGGAGAGAAUGGCCUUUACAUUGGUGGAGGGAUGGAAGAGUUCACUGGAAGUCCAGGGAGCAACAACAGUGGAACUCACACCAACCGUAGCUCUUCAUUUCAAGAUGCUUCUCCUGGCGGUACCGAUCCAACCCUGCUGCUGUCUGCACCCCCGACAGUGCCCAGCUUUUGCUGCACAGUGGGGGUGGACUGGAAGUCUCUGACGACACCGGCCUGCCUCCCCCUCACCACCGACUACUUCCCUGACCGCCAGACUCUGCAGAACGACUACACCGAGGGCUGCUAUGACCUGCUGCCUCACAGUGACCUUGAGAGACGAGAAGAUGAAGCUCCAGUGAUGAGUGCAUCUCAAGUGUUUGAGGAGUUUAUCUGUCAGAGGUUGAUGCAGGGCUACCAGAUCAUCGUCCAGCCCAAUAACAGGAAACCACAGCCCGCUGUGGCCACACCCCUUGGUAGUAGUCCUCUUUACUCCAGAGGUCUUGUGUCUCUUCGUCGAGCAGAGGAAGAGGAGACAGUUUACUGGCUCAGCAUGGGCCGGACCUUCCAUAAAGUGUGCCUCAAAGACAAGAUAAUCACUGUCACACGCUACCUGCCAAAAUACCCAUAUGAGUCGGCUCAGAUCCAGUACAGCUACAGCCUAUGUCCUCCACACUCAGAUGCUCAGUUUGUUUCAUGCUGGGUGGAGUUUGGACACGAGAGACUGGAGGAAUACAAGUGGAACUACUUGGACCAGUACAUCUGCUCUGCUGGCUCUGAGGAUUUCAGCUUGAUAGACUCUCUGAAGUUCUGGAGGACCCGUUUCCUCCUGCUGCCGGCCGGAGGAGCUCGGCGGGUGGCAGAUGGAGAGGGUCACUGGGAUGUGUACGGUGACGGAGCGGGUGCUGGGAUGGCUUCCAGUGGGGACUGGGUCUUGCUGGACGGCUUCAUUCGCUUCCUGGAGGGCCUCAAUCGCAUUCGCAGACGCCAUCGCUCUGACAGGAUCAUCAGGCAGAAGGGCACACCAAUGAAAGGACUGCAGGUUACCAGUCCUAUCCCUCCGUACCCUACCGAGCCCGUGGUGCCACCACAAGGAAAGAAAGGAACGUCUGCUUUAUCAGCCCUGCUGGAGAUGGAGCAGAACCACAAGACGCUGGAGGACCAGCAGCAGCAGGCAAAGCCCUCUGCAGCUGUCACUGACCCCUCAAGUAUUUCCACAACUUCGACAUAUGUGGACAGUCCUCGCAAGGACGCUGCCUUUAUUUUGGAUUUUAUUCGUAGCCCUCGUUCCUCCUACAUCUAUCACUCUCAGUUGGCUGCUGAAACCACUGAGGCUGCAGAUAAAGGAGUCCAGUCUGGAGUGGUGGCUGGAUCAGUGCCACAGCCUGCAGGAGAAACUGCAGCCAUCAGCACAGAUCCCAGUGGGCAGUCUGCAGUGGGGGCCCUCUCUCUGUCCUCUUCCUCAACACUGUUGGAGAUCUUGGAAGCCAUCAAACAUCCCACGACGGGUGUACAGCUGCUCCCAGAACAGAAGGGCCUACCACUCAACUGCUUCAUCAGUGCUGAGGUUGUCCAUUGGCUGGUCAACAAUGUAGAGGGCGUGGCCACACAGGGAAUGGCCGUUGAUGUCAUGCAAAAAAUGCUGGAUGAAGGUUUGGUGACCCAUGCUUCAGGAGACGCCAUGCGCACCUUUGUCUAUGGCUUCUACUUCUAUAGAAUAGUAGGAGAUAAGGAUGAGGUUUCCUCUGCAGCGCUGACCUCCCAGCUCUCCACUCCCGCGGCUGGAGGCUGGUCAGCCGCAGCCCUGGAGGACUUCGCCCUGUUCCAGAGGAAGUGGUUUGAAGUGGCCUUUGUGCUGGAGGAGCGGCGACCCUGUGACCUGCCGGCGUUCCUCCUGCCCUGGCUGCCCAGCCGGCCAGCCUCCUAUGCAAGUAGGCACAGCUCCUUCAGCCGCAGCUUUGGAGGACGCAGCCAGGCCGCCGCACUGCUAGCUGCUACAGUUCCAGAGCAGAAGACCGUCACACUGGACGUGGACGUCAACAACCGCAGUGACCGAACCGAAUGGUGCAGCUGUUAUUACCACGGCAACUUCUCCCUCAACGCUGCCUUUGAGAUCAAGCUGCACUGGAUGGCUGUCACUGCUGCUGUGCUCUUUGAGAUGGUUCAAGGGUGGCACAGGAAAGCAGCCUCCUGUGGCUUCCUGUUGGUUCCCGUGCUGGAGGUUCCCUUCGCUCUGACGUCAUACCUGUAUGGAGACCCACUGAGGGCCCAUCUCUUCAUCCCUCUGAACAUCCAGUGCCUGGUGAAGAACAGCAAUGACAACCUGUUUGAAGGUUUUGAGCCAGAGACGUACUGGGACCGGAUGCAGCUCUUUCAGGAGGCCAUACUCUACAGAUUUGGCUUUGUCCACGACAAGUUUUCUGCUUCUACUUUUAAUUUUCCCUCCGAGAAUAAGCCUCAGUACAUCCACGUCACAGGCACCGUGUUCCUGCAGCUGCCCUACUCUAAGAGGAAGUAUUCUAGCGGACAGCAGCGCCGCCGCAGGAACUCCACCACUUCUAACAGCCAGGGCCCGUUUGGAGGCGAGGAGAGGGUGGGCUACUACUGGGCCUACAACACCAUGCUGACCAAAUCCUGGAGGACCGGAGUGCUGGGUGACGAGAAGCUGGCCGACCGUCUGCUCAGAGACUUCACGGACUUCUGCACCAACAAAGACAACAGACUGCUGAACUUCUGGGACAGCUGCCAGGACAAAAUGAACGCCAGUGCCCCCUGACAGGAGGACUGAAUGUAUCUGCUACGUAUUUAUCCUACAGCACGUUGAACAGUGUUGAUGCUCCUCUCAGACACUGAACUUCACACUGGACUGUGGACUGGAAGGCUACACACACACACAUCACUGCUGCUGCUGUUCAGUGUCCAGCUGAUGAAAACAACAGCACAAGCUGAAUAUCAGACAGUAAUAAAAAAAAAUGUUAAAAAGAAGUAUUAAGUUUCAUGAUUUUUUUUUUUUAAUAAAUGAAAGUACUUUUACUAAUUGAAAUUUUAUUUCAGCUUUUAAAUGAACCUUCCGCUUGUUUAUUUUCCUCACAUUUGCCCAGUCUCCAAAUACUUGCUGACCUUUUGUAGCCUGCUACUUUAUUUUCUUUUGAAGUUCUGACAACCACCACUAAUGUCACAAUAACAGGACAGCCUUCAGCUCCAAGUGAAGUCCAGCUUCCAGCAACUCAACUAGCUCACGGUGUGAUGUAGCAGCAGCUGCAUCUUGCUGUGGGGAAAUCCACUGAAUGCAACAAUACAGAUGAUUCAGUUAAUAAAUGAUGAUUUAUUGUG